AUGGCUUCUACGUACACGCUGCCCGAAGGUUUCCUCGAGGGUCCCGCACGCAACCUGCAACGGUCACAAAUCGAUUUCGCCAAGGAAGGUCUGCACGAGUAUGACGGCCAAUGGGCAGUGAUACUCGACGGCGUCCUGAGCGAAGAAGAAUGCGAGCAACUUGUCGCUGCCGCUGAAGCAACAACCCACGGAGAAUGGGCCCGAGCACUAAUUAAUAUCGGCGGCGGAAUGCAAGCCAUGUAUGAGGAUACACGCAAAUGCGGGCGUAUCAUAUGGGACACCAAGGAGAUCAUGGCGAAGCUGUGGGCAAGGAUAGAGGGAAGUGUACCCGAGAUCCACAGCCUGUACAAACAGGCUGACAUCACCGGUAACGGCCCAGCAAAGCGCAACGAAGUGUGGAAAGUCACUCGGUUGAACGAGCGCGCGAGAUUUCUCAAGUAUGUUGGAGGAGAGUAUUUCAAGGCGCACUGUGACGGUUGCUACGAAACGCCUGAUGGCGAGGAACGCUCGUACUUCACUCUCCAUCUGUAUCUCAACGACCCGGAAUUCCGUAAAGGAUGGCCAGGAGCCGCUCGAGGGUGGUGCGACGACAUUCUAUUCUUGGAACAUGCGCGAACGCAUCGAUGUAACUCCAAAAUGCGGACGAGUCCUUAUGUUCCAGCACCGUAAUCUCCUCCAUUCAGGCGACGACGUUAUACGUGGGUUGAAGCUGACGAUGCGAACGGAUCUGAUGUACACGAAGGAGGAAAAGGUUCCGACGGAGACGGAUACUCCGACUUGAGUAUGCGUCAUGAAGCAACGAUAGCGAAAAGUGUUUGGCGCUUGUAUUUUGUGUUUUAUUUAUUGUUCUUCGUUAGCAG
Messenger RNA from Parastagonospora nodorum SN15, 860 nucleotides. RefSeq lists its product as hypothetical. The record is from RefSeq and is a predicted model, not a curated record. Gene Ontology annotation, molecular function: procollagen-proline 4-dioxygenase activity. The transcript has 2 exons. Gene Ontology annotation, biological process: peptidyl-proline hydroxylation to 4-hydroxy-L-proline. Gene Ontology annotation, cellular component: endoplasmic reticulum. NCBI's taxonomy places the organism in Eukaryota, Fungi, Ascomycota, Dothideomycetes, Pleosporales, Phaeosphaeriaceae. The coding region runs from base 1 to 669 and encodes 222 amino acids.